CCCGCUCGCCCCGCCCGGGGUUCGCCGGUGCCCUCCCGUGGCUCCGGGGGGCGGGAAGAUGGGAGGGGUGAUGGAAGAGUUGGGGGUGGGGAGGGUCAAGUCUCGGAUUCCCGGGCGGGAUCUCGGGUCCGCUUGCGGACUGGGUUUGGAGAGGCUUCCAGAGGAGGCGCCGAGUCCGGCCGCCGCGGGGUGGAGCUUGAGUAGACCCGAGGGGCCAAGUCCGGUGGGGGGAUGGCAGCUCUCGGAAGCUCCGAAUUGCCGGAGGGCGGAGAUUGACGUACGGUGUGGGGAAGCCUUGGGAAGCAGUCCCCUGCCGCGGGUGCGGUUUGGUUAAAUGAUAACGGGGGUGGAGGUGGGGGACAUAGAACCACAUUUUCUUCCCCACUUGCAGAAACUUUAAUGAUGGAGGAGUAGAUAAGCUUUGGGGUGAAGUUUGCUGAGGGUUGAAUUUAGGGGAGAAGUUGCUUAGAAGAUCAAGGCCCUUAUAUUGGGAUAGGGUUUGAAUGAAUUGGGGAGAUGGUUAGGACCUAGAACUCAGGUUACAAAAAGGUAAGACUUGGGAUUUGGUUAUGGGAAGGGGCACUGGAGGGAACUUUGGGACAGCCGGGUUUCAGAACAGUAUGUGCCCUAGGGUGGAGUGUGGGUAAUGGGACAGAGGAAUAAGGACUGGGAGAGUUUGAUGGGGUGGGGGCAGGAGCCUGUUGGAGUUAAGUUGGCCAGCGAGCCAGCCCCUCAUGGGUUCUUUGUACCUCUCCAGCUCAGUAAGGUGGCAGGCAAGGCAGGUGCCAUGGCCUUGAUUGAAGGGGUGGGUGAUGAGGUGACCGUCCUUUUCGCGGUGCUUGCCUGCCUUCUGGUGCUGGCUCUCGCCUGGGUCUCAACACACACUGCGGAGGGUGCCGACCCACUGCCCCAGCCGUCGGGGACUCCAGCAGCAGCACAGCCCAGUGAAGCCAUGGCGGUCACCGGCAGCAUCAGAGGGGAGGCCCCAGGAGCCGAGACCCCCAGCUUGAGACACAGAGGUCAGGCUGCACAGCCAGAGCCUGGCGUUGGGCUCUCAGCGACGUCGCCAUCGCAGGACUCCCCCCAGGAGCCCCUCGUGCUGCGGCUGAAAUUCCUCAAUGAUUCAGAGCAGGUGGCCAGGGCCUGGCCCCACGAUACAAUUGGCUCCCUGAAAAGGACCCAGUUUCCCGGCCGGGAACAGCAGGUGCGACUCAUCUACCAAGGGCAGCUGCUAGGAGACGACACCCAGACCCUGGGCAGCCUUCACCUCCCGCCCAACUGCGUUCUCCACUGCCACGUGUCCACACGCGUCGGUCCCCCACACCCUCCUUGCCCACCGGGGUCAGAGCCAGGCCCCUCCGGGCUGGAAAUCGGCAGCCUGCUGCUGCCCCUGCUGCUGCUGCUUCUGUUGCUCCUCUGGUACUGCCAGAUCCAGUACCGGCCCUUCUUUCCCCUGACCGCCACUCUGGGUCUGGCGGGCUUCACCCUGCUCCUCAGUCUCCUGGCCUUUGCCAUGUACCGCCCGUAGUGCCUCCACGGGCUCUCGGAAGCGUUGCUGGCCCCUCUGGACCUUGCUCCCCACGACACAGUGGGCACUGUUGUCUACCCAGGCCCACCUCUCCGGCCUGCCUCUUCCCGCUACCCUGGAGCCCAGCCCUGCGCAGCAGAGCGCUCCGGGAGUCGGCUGAGGUCCCCCCUUGUGACCUCCAUGCCUCUGGGCCACCUGCUGGGGCUGCUGGCCCUCGGUCCC
Enhydra lutris kenyoni (northern sea otter) is the source of this 1750-nucleotide messenger RNA. RefSeq names its product transmembrane and ubiquitin like domain containing 1. Lineage: Eukaryota; Metazoa; Chordata; Mammalia; Carnivora; Mustelidae. Gene Ontology annotation, molecular function: protein binding. The record is from RefSeq and is a predicted model, not a curated record. The transcript has 2 exons. The coding region runs from base 647 to 1528 and encodes 293 amino acids.